AUGCUUGAAGAUAUCAUUCAAUGGACCGAGAGCCCAAUACCUGACGAACAUCUAUACUGGCUUCAGGGAAAGGCUGGCACCGGUAAAUCAACGAUCGCGCGUACGGUAGCCGAUAAACUCGACAAGAAGGGUCGUCUCGCGGCCAGCUUCUUCUUUCAGAGGGAUAAGGACCAUCGCAGUAGUGCCGAUUAUUUCUUCCCCACUAUUGCUGCCCAGCUCGCGCAGAGAAUACCUGGUGUGGCUCCGCAUAUACAAAGCGCCGUCGAAGCUGAACCCCGUAUCAGCACAAUGAUGCUAAGAUUGCAGUUUGAGAGACUCAUCCUGGAGCCAAUGAAAGCCGUCUCACAUCCGAACUCCAAGGCCAUGACGGUUGUGAUCGAUGCUCUUGAUGAAUGCAAGAAAAAUCAGGACAUCGAGAUGAUAAUUGAUUUACUGUUGCAGAUUGACUCACUAGUGAUUCCGUUGAAGUUCUUCGUCACUAGCAGGCUUGAGUCUUCGGUUCGCCUCGCGUUCCAGGAUGCCCAAGAAAAAAAAGUAAAACAAUUCCCGCUUCAUGCGAUCCGAGAGGAUAUAAUCAAGCAAGAUAUCGCAAUUUUCUUGGAGCCACGGUUGGCCAAGAUUCAGCGCCACCCCAAAGGUGACUCAAGCUGGCCGGACAAGGACACAUUUCAAAUGCUCCUGGAAAAGUCCAUCCCGCUGUUCAUUUUCGCGGCCACUGCCUGUCGCUUCAUCAAUGACACUCGGAUAAGCGGCGGGCCAGACGAACGACUUCAAAUGAUACUCCAAAAUGAGACUCCUGCGGACUUAGAUGGAACAUACCUCCUUAUCCUGGAACAAACGAUACAAGGACUUAAGGCCUCCCUUUGUCGGAAUGAAAUUAAAAAUUUCAAGACAAUCGUGGGCUCAAUAGCCACACUCGCAAAUCCCCUUGAUGCUGCGGCACUGGCAAGGCUCCUUAACAUUGGCACUGGAUACGUCAAUGACAAGUUGAAUCUGCUUCACUCCGUGCUUGACAUUCCAAAUGAUGCUAAUGGUCCUGUGAGAAUAUUUCAUGACUCAUUCCGAGACUUCCUCAUUAACCCGGAAGAUACCCACAAAUUUUCUGUCGAUGAGAAGGCCACCCACGAGAUGCUUGCAGAGAGAUGUCUUUUACUGCUUUCUAGUAGUGGCCAUCUAAAGCAGAAUAUCUAUGGACUAGCAGCACCUGGUAGUAUUUGUCCGAUUCCAGAUCAAAAAAAGCUGGAGCUAUGUCUACCAUCAGAGAUUCAAUAUGCCUGCGUUUACUGGGUUUAUCAUUUGAAGAAGAGUGGGGUUAUUCUGAACGAUGAGCACCGAGCUCGGCCAUUCCUUCUUGAUCACUUUCUCCACUGGCUUGAAGCUUUGAGCCUGAUGGGAAUGAUAUCGGAAAGUAUCAAGCUGUUGAAUGAUUUACAAAGUCUGGUUGAUGUAAGUCAAUGA
Messenger RNA from Penicillium manginii, 1458 nucleotides. RefSeq names its product vegetative incompatibility protein HET-E-1. The record is from RefSeq and is a predicted model, not a curated record. Bases 1 to 1458 code for a protein of 485 amino acids. Lineage: Eukaryota; Fungi; Ascomycota; Eurotiomycetes; Eurotiales; Aspergillaceae. The transcript has a single exon.